Molecule: messenger RNA, 846 nt
Organism: Cetraspora pellucida
Lineage: Eukaryota; Fungi; Glomeromycota; Glomeromycetes; Diversisporales; Gigasporaceae
Source: the annotation of a GenBank genome assembly
AUGCUUCAAGUAAAAUCUCAAAGCCUUAGAAAACUAAUUUUACAAGGAAUCAAGUUUGAUAAAUAUAAUCUUGCAAAUCUUGUGCCAAACUUGAAGGUAUUAACAAUAAGAUGUUCUUUUGGAAAUCCUUUUGAAAAUUCUUUUGAAGUAGACCAGAAUAAUUUACAAAAUCUUCAAAGACUCGAAUUAGUAGAUAAUGACAUAGAAUUAAAUAGAAUUAUACUAAAGACAAAAUGCAAAUUAUUAAAAUUUUUUAUAAUAAAUGAGAGAAAAUUAAGCAAUAAAGUAAAGAAGGAAUUUAUUUUUUUAAUUUGUCAAAAUUAUCCAAACAUAACUACUUUAUGUUAUGUGAUUGAUAAUCUUACAUUCUCUUCUACUCUUAAAAAUUUUUAUAAGCUUUGUCAACUACAAAUAAGAGGAUUUGCUUAUUAUAAUAUUCCUUAUAGUAGUCAAGAUUAUCUACAGACCUUAAUCAGAUAUUUGCCUAGCUCUUUAAAAAUUCUUAGCUUACUUAAUAUUUAUGAUUAUAGUUAUGAAAAUUUGAAUUAUUUUUUACAAGCUUUAGAUAUAGAAAGAAUGAAGUUAGAAGUUUUUAUACUAUCUUUUAUUGUUGAGCUUGAUCUACUUCCAAAUUUAAGAAAAUUUAUUGAAAAAGCUAAAUAUUUAAGAUAUAUAGAAAUAGUGAGAUCAGAUGUGAAAAAACAAAAAGAUAGUAAGAGAGAAAUAAUUGAUUUUUGUCAUGUUAGAAACAUAAAAUGUGGUUUAAAAUAUCAAUUAGAGAGAUAUAAAAAUUAUUUUUGUACUUAUGAGAUAAAUUUUGAAUCAUACAUAGAAAUAGAAGAAUAA